AUGGCAGGUGUCAAUACCAGAGCCACUAUGGUCGGCAACUUUUCUCUCGCAUCGGCCUUCCGCAACCUCUCUUUAUCGGCCCCGAAGCGCUCGUUCUCCACAACAUUCGCACCACAGACCACCAAGACACUCCCCGAUCACAUCCCAGCCUACCCUUUCGGACCUAAACAAUGGUACAAGCAGGCCGAUACCGGUCUUUACGGAGGUGCCAUGAUCCGCUUUGGUAACAAGAUCUCCAAGGGUCGCAACGAGGGCAAGACACGACGAAGCUGGAAGCCCAACGUCCGCCGCAAGAAGAUCCACAGCGAAGCGCUUGGCGAAGAUCUUUUCAUUAAGGUCACUCGCCGGGCUUUGCGGACAAUCAUUAAGGAAGGUGGUCUCGACAACUACCUCCUCAGCGACAAGCCUGCCCGUAUCGAGGAGCUCGGCAUGUUCGGAUGGGAACUGCGGUGGAAGGUUAUGCAGACUCCGGUUAUCCAGGAACGAUUCCGGGAAGAGCGCAAGAGACUUGGAAUCCCGGAACCCAAGUCAUUUGAAGAGUGGAUGAAGAGCAAGGAAUCGGAGAUCCAAGCCAAGAUUGAUGAGCGACUCAACAUCAAGCAGCUCACGAGGCCCCAUCCGAAGGGCAAGGUCGACCCUCAGAGGCUUGCCCAGCUUUCCCAGAAUGCUGAGUUUGCGGAAUAA
Messenger RNA from Penicillium odoratum, 684 nucleotides. Its product is annotated as mitochondrial 54S ribosomal protein bL28m. The record is from RefSeq and is a predicted model, not a curated record. The coding region runs from base 1 to 684 and encodes 227 amino acids. Gene Ontology annotation, molecular function: structural constituent of ribosome. Lineage: Eukaryota; Fungi; Ascomycota; Eurotiomycetes; Eurotiales; Aspergillaceae. Gene Ontology annotation, cellular component: mitochondrial large ribosomal subunit. The transcript has a single exon.